AAAUUAAUAAAUGAUCAACGAAAUCUUCAAAUAUUCAAAAGGUCAAGGUUUAAAUGUUAAGACGUUUUGUACGUUAAAAUCAUUUGAGAUUUCAAAGAUAAUUAGUUAGAAAUCGCUUUCAAAAGUAAAAUAUUGUCGAUUAUUAUAACGUACUAUGAAUUUUAAGUUAGUUUUUCAGCGUUUGAUUUAUAGUGAUGGAAUGAAUCCACUAAAGCAUGCUAUUAUUUUUGCUUUAACAUUCCUAUUCUUUAUUGAUGCCAUGACAAUGACAACUGUUUUUUCUUACUUGCCUAAACUUGUCAAGUCAUUUGGAGCAUCAGAAGUUCAAGCAGGUACAGAUGCUGGAUUAAUUGCUUCAUCGCUGUUUUUUUCAAGAAUAUUUAGCAGCCUUUUCUGGGGUUACUUUGCUGAUAAAUAUGGUAAAAAGAAGUUGUUGUUUAUAUCAUCUAUUUUCACUGCAAUUACUACACUUGCAUUUGCUUUCAGUCGUUCAUUUACUUGGGCUUUAGUAACAAGAUUGUUACAAGGUGCAGCAAUGGGAGUGGUGGUUAUAACAAAAAGUAUUUUGGUAGACAUUUGUGAUGACACAAAUAUAUCUUUGGCUUUUUCAAUUUUAUUUACUGGCUAUUACCUUGGACUAAUUAUUGGACCAAGUUUAUCAGCUAUGUUAGUUUUUCCUGCUGAACAAUAUCCAAAAACAUUCAGUAAAGAAUCCUUCUUUGGUAAGUAUCAAAUAGUUUUGCCUAAUUUUAUAAUUACCAUCAGCUUUGUGCUUGCAGUUGUUUGGGGGUAUUUUACAAUUCCUGAUAGUAAAAAUAUUUUUAAACCUGAAAAAAUAUGUUUAAUUAAUGAAGACAUAAUUGAACUCAACGCUACUAAAGAAAAAGAAGAUUGUUUCAUGAAUCUUUCUCUAAAUACUAAUGAGAACAAAAUGUCAGAAAAAUCUGCUCUACUUCCUGAAAGUAAAAAUGUUAAAUCUUGGCCUAACAGACUACUUUUUGUGCUCAAGAAUUCAUCUAUUGGCAGGAUUUUAAGGUCAAAGGAAAGUUUUUCAUGUGUCAUACUUUAUGGAGUGUUUGGAAUUGUUGGUACUGGAAUUGGGGAAAUUUAUCCCGUAUUUUUAGCAACAUCCUUAGAGUUUGGUGGAGCUGCAAUGAAAGUAUUCGACAUUGGCAUUAUGUUGUUAAUCUCUAGUAUUUUAGUUUUAAUUGCACAGCUUGGCACUUCAAAGUUGCAAUUUUGGUUUGGAGCUAAAAAGACAAUUAUUGGGUGCACCAUUAUUUUUGCUUGCAUGACUCCAUUAUUACCCUGUUCUAUGUUACCUCAAAAUAGUACAUUACGAUGGAUCCUUCUACUGAUUGUUCAAGUUCCUAUUAAUGCUGCAAAUAAUGUAUGCUUCAUCUGCAUUAACAUAUUUUUGGGUAACAGUGUUGAACCUGAUCUUUUGGGUACAGUUAAUGGUUUAGGAAUGUCUGUGUCUUGCAUUGGAAGGACGUUGGGACCCGCAAUCUUUGGUUAUGCUUACAGCUGGUCGCUAUUAAAUAUUGAACUACAUAAACUUGGGUUUCCAUUUAAUCAAUACUUUGUUUUUUUUCUUAUAUCCAUUGGUUGUUUGCUAAAUUGUGCGUAUAUUUACUGGCUUAUUCCAUCUACGUUAAAUAAAAGAAAAGUGCUUCCAGAUAAAAGUGAAGUCGUUAUCAGACUCAAAGAAUAUAUUCAUUAUUAACAUACUUAUUCAAAUUAUUUUCAAUUUUUUUAACUCUGUAAAGAUCAUAAAUGAUUUUAUUAUAAUAAAUAUUUUAUGUAGCAGUAAAGGUUAACAAGUAUAUAAUUGUAUUAUUUGUAAUAAUUUAUAAAGUUUGUUACAACAUUUAAUAUCUAGUUUUGUUUUGUUAAUUUUUUUAAAUUUGCCUUAGAUUCGAUUUUGUCUAAUGCUUUUUUUUAAUUUUGUUAUUUUUAUAUUUGAGAUUUCUAUUAAAGUUCCUACAA
Molecule: messenger RNA, 1989 nt
Organism: Hydra vulgaris (swiftwater hydra)
Lineage: Eukaryota; Metazoa; Cnidaria; Hydrozoa; Anthoathecata; Hydridae
Biological process (GO): transmembrane transport
Molecular function (GO): transmembrane transporter activity
Source: RefSeq, a predicted model, not a curated record